AUGGGGCGAAGCAGACAGGACCCCUUGCGACAAUGGAGGAGAUGUAUCCCCCUCUUUCUGGCUUUGAGUUUGAUUUUAGGCGAGGCAUCGGGGCAGAUAAGAUAUUCUAUAUCGGAGGAAAUCAAAGAAGGGACUUCUGUCGGAAAUAUAGCAAAAGAUCUGGGAUUGGAUCCGACCAUAUUAAAAGCGAGGGGGUUUCGAAUUGUUUCUGGCUCAGCGGACUCUCUUUUCGAGGUAAACCAUCAGGAUGGGGUUUUGUAUGUAAACCGUAAUAUUGACCGAGAGGAAAUAUGCCAGCGGACCAGUGUCUGUUUGAUAAACCUUAAAACAGUGCUUGAGAACCCACUGGAGAUCCAUUAUGUUGCAGUGGAAGUGUUGGACGUGAAUGAUAAUGCACCGUCUUUUCCGGAGAACCACAAAAGGCUGGAGAUUUCAGAGUCCACCCUACCGGGAACCAAAUUUCAGCUAAAGGCUGCCCUUGAUCUCGAUGGUGGCGUGAAUUCCGUUCAGCAGUAUAAACUCAGUGCAAAUCAGAAUUUUCGGCUGGAAGUGAAAGAUCGCGGAAAGGAUGGGAAAGUCCCAACUUUGCAUUUACAGAGCCCUUUAGACAGAGAGGCCUAUAGCAGCCAUAAAUUGAUCCUUACAGCCCUGGAUGGAGGUAAACCUCCUAAAACAGGAACCAUGCAGAUUCUGAUAGAUGUUUUGGAUGUGAAUGAUAACGCUCCUGUUUUUUCAAAAGAAGUCUACUCUGCAGAGAUUAAUGAGAAUUCACCAAUUGGAACAAUAAUCCUCAGAGUAAACGCAACAGAUAGAGACGAUGGUCUAAAUGGAGAUGUUAGUUAUUCUUUUGGUGAUGUCACCAGCAAGGUGCGCGAGCUGUUUGACGUCGACCCGAGCACAGGUGAGAUAACAGUGAAAGGACAAUUAGACUACGAAGUGGAUGACAGUUAUGAGAUAGAUAUCCAGGCAUCUGACAGCGGUGCUGUUCCACUUAGAACUGAGAAAGGCGUUACUGUAAAUAUUAGAGAUGUAAAUGACAAUGCACCUGUGAUUGAGGUAACGUCCCUGUCGAAUACAAUUUCAGAGGACUCUAGAGCAGGUACUACGGUAGCACUUAUCAGCAUCACUGAUUUGGACUCUGGAGUCAACGGGAAAGUUAUCAGCUUUGUGAAAGACGAUGCUCCUUUCACGCUGACGCCCUCAAUACAGGACAACAUGUACGCUGUAGUAACAAAGUCAGAACUUGACAGGGAAAACCAAUCGAUGUAUGAUGUUACAGUGGUCGCAAAAGACGCAGGUGAACCAGCCCUAACUUCUGAAAAGACGUUCAGAGUAGUUGUAUCUGAUGUAAACGAUAACAGCCCACAGUUUUCAUUGAGCCAAUAUAAUUUUUAUGUAACAGAGAACAAUCCUGCAGGAGCGUCGGUAUUUUCUUUGACAGCGUCAGAUCGCGACGAGGGGGAUAAUGCUCUUAUAGUGUAUCAUAUUUUAAGAGAUGCAGGUAAUGAAAAUAAAGUGACUUCAUUCCUGAACAUAAACCCUGAAACUGGAGAUAUUUUGGCUCUAAAAAGCUUCGACUUUGAAAAAGUGAAAAAGUUUCAGUUCCAAGUUGUGGCCUCUGAUUCUGGAACUCCGUCCCUGAGCAGCAACGUCACAGUGAACGUGUUUAUUCUGGAUCAGAACGACAACCCUCCAGUCAUCCUGUAUCCAGUCAGCUCCAACGGCUCUGCUGAAGGUGUGGAGGAGAUUCCCCGCAAUGUGAACGCAGGACACUUGGUGACUAAAGUCAGAGCCUAUGACGCUGAUAUAGGAUAUAACGGCUGGUUGCUCUUCUCACUGCAGGAAGUCACUGAGCACAAUCUCUUUGCUUUGGACCGCUACACAGGACAGAUCAGAACACUUCGCUCAUUCACAGAGACAGACGAGGCUGAGCAGAAACUCAUCAUACUGGUCAAAGACAAUGGCAACGUGUCCCUCUCUGCUACAGCUACUGUCAUUGUCAAAGUUGUGGAGCCCAAAGAGGCUUUUGCUGCUUCUGAUGUGAAAAGUGCAACAAAGGAUGAUGAGGAGAGUAAUGUCACUUUUUAUCUCAUGAUCACUUUGGCCUCAGUCUCAGCUCUUUUCAUCAUCAGCAUCAUCGUGCUGAUUGCAAUGCAGUGCUCCAAAUCCACAGACUAUACUUCCAAAUAUCUCCAAGAGACUAAUUAUGAUGGCACACUGUGUCACAGCAUCCAGUACAGAUCUGGAGACAAACGCUACAUGUUAGUGGGACCCAGAAUGAGCAUAGGAUCAACUAUAGUCCCGGGCAGCCAUGCCAACACACUAGUGCUCCCUGACAGGAGGAGGGCAUCUACAGAGAUAACGAUGGAGGGACGAAGGCAUCCUCAGACAAAGGACUACGUUUGGUUCGCUAUUUAUUUUUCCUCACUGCUGAUCUUUGGAAAGCAGACUCUCGCUGAACUGAGGUACUCUAUUCCAGAGGAGAUGAAAGAAGGAACCCUUGUUGGAAACGUAGCGAAGGAUCUCGGUUUGGACAAAUCAUCUUUGAUUGAGCGACGGUUCCGUGUUGUGUCGGGAUCCAAUGACCCUCUCUUCAAGGUAAAUCCGGACAAUGGAGCCUUACAGAUCAGUCGGAAAAUUGACAGAGAGGAGCUGUGUGAGGGAAGUGGUGCAUGCGCAAUGGAGCUGAAAAUCGUUGUCGAAAACCCUUUGGAAAUUCACUAUGUCGCUGUUGAAAUUACUGAUAUAAAUGAUCACGCCCCCAGAUUCACUGAGAAGGAACAACAAUUUAACAUAGCAGAGCAUACAUCUCCAGGAACGAGGUUUCAGCUACACGCGGCGCGUGAUCCUGAUGCAGGAGUGAACUCAAUUCGCACAUACACAUUGACGUCAAAUGAUCUUUUUGAAAUAGAAUUUAGUCAGAAUGAUGAGGAUAAAAUGCCGUUUUUAGUGCUGAAGAAACCAUUGGACAGAGAACAAAAGGACAAACACGUUCUAAUUGUGACAGCGGUUGAUGGAGGUAAACCUCAAAGAUCAGGGACUCUGAACGUUUCUAUUAUUGUUCUCGACAGUAAUGAUAACCGUCCAGUGUUUAGUGAGGAUACUUAUCAAAUAGAAAUAUAUGAAAACACACCCGUUGGUACUACUGUUUUUAGUGUGAGUGCAAACGAUGCCGAUGAAGGAAGAAAUGGAGAAGUAGAGUACAGCCUCAGUAAAGCACUAGCCCGAAAAGUUUACGACAUCUUCGAAUUGGAUAGUUCAAGUGGACAAAUUAAGUUGAAAGGUGUAUUAGAUUAUGAAGAAUCAGAUAUUUAUAAACUAGAUAUCCAGGCGUCCGACAAAGGAACUCCCCCAUUGAUGGGAAGAUGUCGAGUCAUUCUAAAAUUAAAAGAUGUCAACGAUAAUCCACCAGAAAUAGAAAUCACAUCCCUGUCAAAUACGGUACCUGAAGAUUCGAAGCCUGGAACUAUUAUUUCUCUUAUAAGCGUAAUGGAUAAAGACUCUGGUGUUAAUGGAAAAAUUAUCACAGGCAUAAACACCGACGUACCUUUUGAACUAAAACCCUCCUAUAAAGAGAACACAUAUUCCAUUGUCACAAAGGGACUCCUGGAUCGGGAGCAAGUGUCUUAUUAUGAAAUAACAAUAAAAGCCACAGACUGUGGUGAUCCUCCUUUAUCUACUUUUAAAACUCUCAGCAUUCAGAUAUCAGAUGUGAAUGACAACAGACCACAUUUUGAACAAAAUCCUUUACAGUUUUAUCUGGUAGAAAAUAAUGUUGCUGGAGCAUCAAUAUUCUCUGUGAGAGCAACAGACAACGAUGUAAGCGAAAAUGCAGCUAUUUCAUAUCAUAUCGUGAGAGAGGGGAGUCAAAAUGACGUCACAUCCUUCCUCAAUGUAAACACUGAAAACGGACACAUCACCGCGCUAAAAAGUUUCGACUUUGAAACAGUGAAAAAGUUCCAGUUCCAAGUUGUGGCCACAGAUUCUGGAAAUCCGUCCCUGAGCAGCAACGUCACAGUGAACGUGUUCAUUCUGGAUCAGAACGACAACGCUCCAGUCAUCCUGUAUCCAGUCAGCUCCAACGGCUCUGCUGAAGGUGUGGAGGAGAUUCCCCGCAAUGUGAACGCAGGACACUUGGUGACUAAAGUCAGAGCCUAUGACGCUGAUAUAGGAUAUAACGGCUGGUUGCUCUUCUCACUGCAGGAAGUCACUGAGCACAAUCUCUUUGCUUUGGACCGCUACACAGGACAGAUCAGAACACUUCGCUCAUUCACAGAGACAGACGAGGCUGAGCAGAAACUCAUCAUACUGGUCAAAGACAAUGGCAACGUGUCCCUCUCUGCUACAGCUACUGUCAUUGUCAAAGUUGUGGAGCCCAAAGAGGCUUUUGCUGCUUCUGAUGUGAAAAGUGCAACAAAGGAUGAUGAGGAGAGUAAUGUCACUUUUUAUCUCAUGAUCACUUUGGCCUCAGUCUCAGCUCUUUUCAUCAUCAGCAUCAUCGUGCUGAUUGCAAUGCAGUGCUCCAAAUCCACAGACUAUACUUCCAAAUAUCUACAAGAGACUAACUAUGACGGCACACUGUGUCACAGCAUCCAGUACAGAUCUGGAGACAAACGCUACAUGUUAGUGGGACCCAGAAUGAGUAUAGGAUCCACUAUAGUCCCGGGCAGCCAUGCCAACACACUAGUGCUCCCUGACAGAAGGAGGGCAUCUACUGAGGUAAGAGCUUUAAAACAAUGUGAAAUACAUUCAGUAAAGGGUCGUGGUUUUUGUUGGAUAACGAUGAAGCUGGAUAGCAAAUCUCGGGGAAGGGGCUGCUCCUGGUUUGCUCUACGCCUGGUUCUUCUGUUGUUUGUCGGCAAACGGGUUUUGGGAGAAAUACGUUACUCUGUUCCCGAGGAGGUCAAGGAAGGAACUGUUGUUGGAAAUAUUGCGAAGGAUCUUGGACUGGACAUCGGCUCUUUGUUUGAUCGACGGUUCCGUGUUGUUUCUGAAUCUAAGGAUGCAUUAUUUGAGGUAAACCGGGACAAUGGGGCUAUGUAUGUCCAUAAGAAAAUCGACCGAGAGGAGCUCUGUCAGGACGGGAGUGGGGCCUGCAUAAUGGAGCUAAAAAUUAUUGUUGAAAACCCUUUGGAAAUACACUACGUAGUCAUAGAAAUUACUGAUGUGAACGACCACUCUCCUAGUUUUCCUGAAAAGGCACAGAUAUUUGAAAUAGGCGAACAAACAUUACCAGGAAAGCGGUUUCAGCUGCACGCUGCUCGUGAUCCCGAUGCUGGAGUUAAUUCUAUUCGUACAUACACAUUGACUACAAAUGAACAUUUUGAAUUAGACAUCCGCCAGAGCGAUGAGGAUAAGAUACCAUUUUUAGUGCUGAAGAAAUCUUUAGACAGAGAGCAAAAGGACAAACACGCGCUGUUGCUCACAGCAGUAGAUGGAGGUAAACCUCAAAGAUCAGGAACAUUAAAUGUAACUAUUAUUGUUCUUGACAGUAAUGAUAACCGUCCAGUGUUUAAUCAGGAGAUUUAUCAAAUUGAAAUACAGGAAAAUGUUGCAGUUGGCACUUCUAUAUUUAGAGUGAAUGCAACAGAUCCAGAUGAAGGCUCCAAUGGGCUAGUUGAGUACAGCCUCGGAAAAACCCUCAAGAAAAAAGUCUAUGACAUUUUUGAACUGAACAAAUUAACAGGGGAGAUUAAAAUUAAAGGUUUGGUGGAUUUUGAAGAGAACGACGUCUAUAAACUCGAUGUUGAGGCAUCUGAUAAGGGUACACCUCCACUUGCAGGUGAAUGUAGAGUCAUUAUAAAAAUAAAAGACAUCAACGAUAACCCACCAGAAAUAGAAGUCACAUCACUGUCAAAUACAGUGCCUGAAGACUCAAAACCUGGGUCCAUAGUUUCUCUAAUCAGAGUAAAAGAUAAAGACUCUGGUGUGAAUGGAAAAAUAAUAACAAGCAUAAAUAAUGACGUACCUUUUGAAUUAAAACCCUCCUAUAAAGAGAACACAUAUUCCAUUGUCACAAAGGGACUCCUGGAUCGGGAGCAGGUGUCUCAUUAUGAAAUAACAAUAAAAGCCACAGACUGUGGUGAUCCUCCUUUAUCUACUUAUAAAACUCUCAGCAUUCAGAUAUCAGAUGUGAAUGACAACAGACCACAUUUUCAACAAAACCCUUUACAGUUUUAUCUGGUAGAAAAUAAUGUUGCUGGAGCAUCAAUAUUCUCUGUGAGCGCAACUGACAACGAUGUAAGCGAAAAUGCAGCUAUUUCAUAUCAUAUCGUGAGAGAGGGGAGUCAAAAUGACGUCACAUCUUUCCUCAAUGUAAACAGUGAAAACGGACACAUCACCGCGCUAAAAAGCUUCGACUUUGAAACAGUGAAAACCUUCCAGUUCCAAGUUGUGGCCUCAGAUUCUGGAACUCCGUCCCUGAGCAGCAACGUCACAGUGAACGUGUUCAUUCUGGAUCAGAACGACAACCCUCCAGUCAUCCUGUAUCCAGUCAGAUCCAACGGCUCUGCUGAAGGUGUGGAGGAGAUUCCCCGCAAUGUGAACGCAGGACACUUGGUGACUAAAGUCAGAGCCUAUGACGCUGAUAUAGGAUAUAACGGCUGGUUGCUCUUCUCACUGCAGGAAGUCACUGAGCACAAUCUCUUUGCUUUGGACCGCUACACAGGACAGAUCAGAACACUUCGCUCAUUCACAGAGACAGACGAGGCUGAGCAGAAACUCAUCAUACUGGUCAAAGACAAUGGCAACGUGUCCCUCUCUGCUACAGCUACUGUCAUUGUCAAAGUUGUGGAGCCCAAAGAGGCUUUUGCUGCUUCUGAUGUGAAAAGUGCAACAAAGGAUGAUGAGGAGAGUAAUGUCACUUUUUAUCUCAUGAUCACUUUGGCCUCAGUCUCAGCUCUUUUCAUCAUCAGCAUCAUCGUGCUGAUUGCAAUGCAGUGCUCCAAAUCCACAGACUAUACUUCCAAAUAUCUACAAGAGACUAACUAUGACGGCACACUGUGUCACAGCAUCCAGUACAGAUCUGGAGACAAACGCUACAUGUUAGUGGGACCCAGAAUGAGUAUAGGGUCCACUAUAGUCCCGGGCAGCCAUGCCAACACACUAGUGCUCCCUGACAGAAGGAGGGCAUCUACUGAGUAUUACAUAGGGAAAUACCAUGAAUCGUUGUCCCUCCCCUCGCAGAGCUUUUGUUUGCCCCGACAUUCAGUAAAGGGUCGUGGUUUUUGUUGGAUAACGAUGAAGCUGGAUAGCAAAUCUCGGGGAAAGGGCUGCUCCUGGUUUGCUCUACGCCUGGUUCUUCUGUUGUUUGUCGGCAAACGGGUUUUGGGAGAAAUACGUUACUCUGUUCCCGAGGAGGUGAAGGAAGGAACUGUUGUUGGAAAUGUCGCAAAGGAUCUUGGACUGGACAUCAGCUCUUUGUUUGAUCGACGGCUCCGUGUUGUUUCUGAAUCUAAGGAUGCAUCAUUUGAGGUAAACCGGGACAAUGGGGCUCUGUAUGUCCAUAAGAAAAUCGACAGAGAGGAGCUCUGUCAGGACGGGAGUGGGGCCUGCAUAAUGGAGCUAAAAGUAAUUGUUGAAAACCCUUUGGAAAUACACUACGUAGUCAUAGAAAUUACUGACGUUAACGAUCAUGCACCUAGUUUUCCUGAAAGAGAACAGUUAAUUGAAAUAUUUGAACAUACAUUACCAGGACGGCGAUUUCAGCUGCACGCUGCUCGUGACCCCGAUGCUGGAGUCAAUUCUAUUCGCACAUACACACUGACUACAAAUGAACAUUUUGAAUUAGACAUCCGUCAAAGCGAUGAGGAUAAAAUACCAUUUUUAGUGCUGAAGAAAUCUUUAGACAGAGAACAAAAGGUCAAACACACGCUGCUGCUCACAGCAGUAGAUGGAGGUAAACCUCAAAGAUCAGGAACAUUAAAUGUAACUGUUAUUGUUCUUGAUACGAAUGAUAACCGUCCAAUGUUUAGUCAGGAGAUUUACCAAAUUGAAAUACAAGAAAAUGUUGCAGUUGGCACAUCAGUAUUUCGACUGAAUGCAACAGAUCCAGAUGAAGGCUUCAAUGGGCUAGUUGAGUACAGCCUUGUAAAAACCCUAAAGAAAAAAGUCUAUGACAUUUUUGAACUGAACAAAUUAACAGGGGAGAUUAAAGUUAAAGGUUUGGUGGAUUUUGAAGAAAACGACAUUUACAAACUUGAUGUUGAGGCAUCUGAUAAAGGAGCACCCCCGUUGAGUGGAGAGUGUAGAGUCAUUAUAAAAGUAAAGGACAUCAACGAUAAUCCACCAGAAAUAGAAGUCACAUCACUGUCAAAUACAGUACCCGAAGAUUCGAAACCUGGGUCAAUUGUUUCUCUAAUCAGAGUAAAAGACAAGGACUCUGGUGUGAAUGGAAAAAUAAUAACAAGCAUAAAUAAUGACGUACCUUUUGAAUUAAAACCCUCCUAUAAAGAGAACACAUAUUCCAUUGUCACAAAGGGACUCCUGGAUCGGGAGCAGGUGUCUCAUUAUGAAAUAACAAUAAAAGCCACAGACUGUGGUGAUCCUCCUUUAUCUACUUAUAAAACUCUCAGCAUUCAGAUAUCAGAUGUGAAUGACAACAGACCACAUUUUCAACAAAACGCUUUACAGUUUUAUCUGGUAGAAAAUAAUGUUGCUGGAGCAUCAAUAUUCUCUGUGAGCGCAACUGAUAACGAUGUAAGCGAAAAUGCAGCUAUUUCAUAUCAUAUCGUGAGAGAGGGGAGUCAAAAUGACGCCACAUCCUUCCUCAAUGUAAACACUGAAAACGGACACAUCACCGCGCUAAAAAGCUUCGACUUUGAAACUGUGAAAAAGUUCCAGUUCCAAGUUGUGGCCUCAGAUUCUGGAACUCCGUCCCUGAGCAGCAACGUCACAGUGAACGUGUUCAUUCUGGAUCAGAACGACAACGCUCCAGUCAUCCUGUAUCCAGUCAGCUCCAACGGCUCUGCUGAAGGUGUGGAGGAGAUUCCCCGCAAUGUGAACGUAGGACACUUGGUGACUAAAGUCAGAGCCUAUGACGCUGAUAUAGGAUACAACGGCUGGUUGCUCUUCUCACUGCAGGAAGUCACUGAGCACAAUCUCUUUGCUUUGGACCGCUACACAGGACAGAUCAGAACACUUCGCUCAUUCACAGAGAAAGACGAGGCUGAGCAGAAACUCAUCAUACUGGUCAAAGACAAUGGCAACGUGUCGCUCUCUGCUACAGCUACUGUCAUUGUCAAAGUUGUGGAGCCCAAAGAGGCUUUUGCUGCUUCUGAUGUGAAAAGUGCAACAAAGGAUGAUGAGGAGAGUAAUGUCACUUUUUAUCUCAUGAUCACUUUGGCCUCAGUCUCAGCUCUUUUCAUCAUCAGCAUCAUCGUGCUGAUUGCAAUGCAGUGCUCCAAAUCCACAGACUAUACUUCCAAAUAUCUACAAGAGACUAACUAUGACGGCACACUGUGUCACAGCAUCCAGUACAGAUCUGGAGACAAACGCUACAUGUUAGUGGGACCCAGAAUGAGUAUAGGAUCCACUAUAGUCCCGGGCAGCCAUGCCAACACACUAGUGCUCCCUGACAGGAGGAGGGCAUCUACAGAGCAGUAUAAGUUGAGCCACAACGAACACUUUCGACUGGAGGUGAAAGAUCGUGGCGAGGACCGUAAAACCCCAAGUUUAGUUCUUCAAAAGCCACUUGAUAGAGAAUCUGCCAAGACCCAUGUGUUACUUCUGACGGCCAUUGAUGGAGGUAAACCUCCGAGGUCCGGCAACAUGACCAUAAUUGUUGAUGUUUUGGAUGUCAAUGAUAACCCCCCACUGUUCACCCAGGAAUCCUAUACCGUGCAGCUGAAAGAAAACUCUCCUCUUGGCACAACUGUUAUUCAAGUUAAUGCCACUGAUUUGGAUGAAGGCCUUAAUGGUGAGGUUGUAUAUUCUUUUGGCAAUGACGUAGAUACACGUGCACGCUCACGUUUUGAUUUGAAUCCAGUCACUGGGGUAUUAACUGUGGCAGGAGAAAUAGAUUUUGAGGAAUGUAGCAGAUACGAAAUAGACAUCCAGGCAUCCGACAAAGCUGUAGCUGCACUAUCUACGGACAAAAGCGUCAUCAUACAUAUUAUUGAUGUGAACGACAAUGCACCUGAGAUUGAAGUGACAUCCUUUUCACGUGCACUACCAGAAGAUUCAAAACCAGGGACCACUGUGGCUUUGAUUAGUGUCAAAGAUUCAGAUUCCGGUCUGAAUGGGAAAGUUAUGUGUUAUCUGAGCAGAGAUCUUCCCUUUACGCUCACGCCUUCUUUACAGAGCAACAUGUAUUCACUAGUCACAAAGGUUCUUUUGGAUCGAGAACAGCAGGCCCAAUAUUAUGUUACAAUUACAGGAAAGGACGCAGGUGAGCCGUCUUUAUCCUCAAAUAAAACUAUAAAAAUCGAUGUUACAGAUGUGAAUGAUAACAGCCCAGUGUUUUCACAGAACCCAUAUACUUUUUACAUAACAGAGAAUAACAACCCCGGAGCGUCUAUUUUAUCAGUAACAGCGCUCGAUAAUGACGAGGGAAGUAAUGCUCUAAUCUCAUAUCAUAUAAAAAGGUUAAAGGACGUUGAGAAGUCGCUCGCAUCAUUUUUGAACAUAAACCCAGAAACUGGAGAUAUUUUGGCGCUAAAAAGUUUCGACUUUGAAACAGUAAAAAAGUUCCAGUUCCAAAUUGUGGCCUCAGAUUCUGGAACCCCGUCUCUGAGCAGCAACGUCACAGUGAACGUGUUCAUUCUGGAUCAGAACGACAACGCUCCAGUCAUCCUGUAUCCAGUUAGCUCUAACGGCUCUGCUGAAGGUGUGGAGGAGAUUCCCCGCAAUGUGAACGCAGGACACUUGGUGACUAAAGUCAGAGCCUAUGACGCUGAUAUAGGAUAUAACGGCUGGUUGCUCUUCUCACUGCAGGAAGUCACUGAGCACAAUCUCUUUGCUUUGGACCGCUACACAGGACAGAUCAGAACACUUCGCUCAUUCACAGAGACAGACGAGGCUGAGCAGAAACUCAUCAUACUGGUCAAAGACAAUGGCAACGUGUCCCUCUCUGCUACAGCUACUGUCAUUGUCAAAGUUGUGGAGCCCAAAGAAGCUUUUGCUGCUUCUGAUGUGAAAAGUGCCACAAAGGAUGAUGAGGAGAGUAAUGUCACUUUUUAUCUCAUGAUCACUUUGGCCUCAGUCUCAGCUCUUUUCGUCAUCAGCAUCAUCGUGCUGAUUGCAAUGCAGUGCUCCAAAUCCACAGACUAUACUUCCAAAUAUCUACAAGAGACUAACUAUGAUGGCACACUGUGUCACAGCAUCCAGUACAGAUCUGGAGACAAACGCUACAUGUUAGUGGGACCCAGAAUGAGUAUUGGAUCCACUAUAGUCCCGGGCAGCCAUGCCAACACACUAGUGCUCCCUGACAGGAGGAGGGCAUCUACAGAGGUAAGAAGAAAGAGAAAAUACUGGAGAUUUCUGAGUCGGCCUUACCCGGAGCAAGAUUUCAACUUCAGGCUGCGCGCGACCCUGAUGGAGGCCAGUUCUCCAUUCAGCAAUAUAAGCUCAGCCAUAGCGAAAAUUUCAGACUGGAAGUUAAGGAUAGGGGUGAGGACCUUCCAAGUUGUGGCCUCAGAUUCUGGAACUCCGUCCCUGAGCAGCAACGUCACAGUGAACGUGUUCAUUCUGGAUCAGAACGACAACGCUCCAGUCAUCCUGUAUCCAGUCAGCUCCAACGGCUCUGCAGAAGGUGUGGAGGAGAUUCCCCGCAAUGUGAACGCAGGACACUUGGUGACUAAAGUCAGAGCCUAUGAUGCUGAUAUAGGAUAUAACGGCUGGUUGCUCUUCUCACUGCAGGAAGUCACUGAGCACAAUCUCUUUGCUUUGGACCGCUACACAGGACAGAUCAGAACACUUCGCUCAUUCACAGAGACAGACGAGGCUGAGCAGAAACUCAUCAUACUGGUCAAAGACAAUGGCAACGUGUCCCUCUCUGCUACAGCUACUGUCAUUGUCAAAGUUGUGGAGCCCAAAGAGGCUUUUGCUGCUUCUGAUGUGAAAAGUGCCACAAAGGAUGAUGAGGAGAGUAAUGUCACUUUUUAUCUCAUGAUCACUUUGGCCUCAGUCUCAGCUCUUUUCAUCAUCAGCAUCAUCGUGCUGAUUGCAAUGCAGUGCUCCAAAUCCACAGACUAUACUUCCAAAUAUCUACAAGAGACUAACUAUGACGGCACACUGUGUCACAGCAUCCAGUACAGAUCUGGAGACAAACGCUACAUGUUAGUGGGACCCAGAAUGAGUAUAGGAUCCACUAUAGUCCCGGGCAGCCAAGCCAACACACUAGUGCUCCCUGACAGGAGGAGGGCAUCGACAGAGUUCCAAGUUGUGGCCUCAGAUUCUGGAACUCCGUCCCUGAGCAGCAACGUCACAGUGAACGUGUUCAUUCUGGAUCAGAACGACAACGCUCCAGUCAUCCUGUAUCCAGUCAGCUCCAACGGCUCUGCUGAUGGUGUGGAGGAGAUUCCCCGCAAUGUGAACGCAGGACACUUGGUGACUAAAGUCAGAGCCUAUGACGCUGAUAUAGGAUAUAACGGCUGGUUGCUCUUCUCACUGCAGGAAGUCACUGAGCACAAUCUCUUUUCUUUGGACCGCUACACAGGACAGAUCAGAACACUUCGCUCAUUCACAGAGACAGACGAGGCUGAGCAGAAACUCGUAAUACUGGUCAAAGACAAUGGCAACGUGUCCCUCUCUGCUACAGCUACUGUCAUUGUCAAAGUUGUGGAGCCCAAAGAGGCUUUUGCUGCUUCUGAUGUGAAAAGUGCAACAAAGGAUGAUGAGGAGAGUAAUGUCACUUUUUAUCUCAUGAUCACUUUGGCCUCAGUCUCAGCUCUUUUCAUCAUCAGCAUUAUCGUGCUGAUUGCAAUGCAGUGCUCCAAAUCCACAGACUAUACUUCCAAAUAUCUCCAAGAGACUAAUUAUGACGGCACACUGUGUCACAGCAUCCAGUACAGAUCUGGAGACAAACGCUACAUGUUAGUGGGGCCCAGGAUGAGUAUAGGAUCCACUAUAGUCCCGGGCAGCCAUGCCAACACACUAGUGCUCCCUGACAGGAGGCGGGCAUCCACUGAGUUCUAA
Molecule: messenger RNA, 13134 nt
Organism: Notolabrus celidotus (New Zealand spotty)
Lineage: Eukaryota; Metazoa; Chordata; Actinopteri; Labriformes; Labridae
Exons: 10
Coding region: 1-13134 (4377 amino acids)
Biological process (GO): homophilic cell-cell adhesion
Cellular component (GO): plasma membrane
Molecular function (GO): calcium ion binding
Source: RefSeq, a predicted model, not a curated record